AUGGAACCCGAGUGCGAUCAAUUCUCGAUUGAAAGUAAAAACAGGGAGAUUCAGCAUAAAGGUACUGAAAACCUGGCCAUCCGCAACACCGUUUUCCGCCGCUGGCUAGCUCUACUUGCUUUGAAAACCACGGCAAGACUCUACACACCGAUGGGCUCCUGUAUCCCAAUCACAAGAAAUAAGAUAGUCAAGACGGGUCCAUACGUGCACCUCACUGAAGGAGCAACUAUCGAAUUUAUCGGCCAGAAUACAUCUAUCCCAGUACCCAGGGUAUACUGCUCUUUCGUCCACAAGAACCGCGCUUUUAUUGUCAUGAGAAGGAUUCGAGGUAAUGACAUACCGACGGCGUGGCGGAAGUUAUCCGAACAGUCUCGCCAGAAAAUCUUUGAUCAAUUGAUGAGCAUGAUCCAAGAGAUGCGCUCACUAAAGCCGCCUCCAGGAACGGGAGUUGAGAACUGCGUUGGCGGAUCAUUACGAGAUCCUCGAAACCCCCGCUCCAAUCCCCGUUUUGGUCCGUUUAAAACUACCCAAGAGUUCCACCUUUGGCUCCGAGCGAAUUUCCACCCUUCUCAAAUCGAAGGUCGAGAGAACGACCCCGAGUGGCAGGAUGUUCGAGAGAUGGAAGCUUGA
This is a messenger RNA of Capronia epimyces CBS 606.96, 630 nucleotides long. RefSeq lists its product as uncharacterized. Lineage: Eukaryota; Fungi; Ascomycota; Eurotiomycetes; Chaetothyriales; Herpotrichiellaceae. The transcript has a single exon. Bases 1 to 630 code for a protein of 209 amino acids. The record is from RefSeq and is a predicted model, not a curated record.